AUGAUUGCCCUCGUUCUCUUGCUAAGUCUUGCUGCAGUGCUGCAACAAUCUUCUGGAAAUGGUCAUUUUGCUGCUGAGUCAACCAGCAGAAUAGAAAAACAAAAGGAGAUUGUUGACAGGCACAAUUAUUUAAGAAGAACAGUGAACCCAAAAGCUAGCAACAUGCUACAAAUGGAAUGGCAUUCUAAUGCUGCUAAAAAUGCCAAAAGUUGGGCAGAUAAAUGUUCUUUUGGUCACAGUCCAGCAAACUUAAGAACUGUUGAAAAAUUAAAUUGUGGUGAAAAUCUAUUCAUGUCAACUCAUCCUCAUUCAUGGACUGCAGUACUUCAGUCUUGGCAUGAUGAAGCUAAAAACUUCCAGCAUGGUAUUGGACCAAGACCAGCAAAUGCUGUUACUGGCCAUUAUACUCAGAUGGUUUGGUACAACAGUUACCGUGUUGGUUGUGCUGCUGUCAAAUGUCCUACAUCCAAAUUCUACUAUGUUUGUCAUUACUGCCCCGCAGGGAACAUCGUGACUUCAGUUGCUAUGCCAUAUAAAGCAGGGCCACCUUGUGGGGACUGUCCUUCGGCUUGUGUCAAUGGACUGUGCACAAAUCCUUGCAAAUAUCAAGAUACGUACUCAAACUGCCCGGACUUAGUGAAAGACAAAAAAUGCAAGGGUGACUGGAUCACGAGAGCGUGUCCUGCUUCUUGCUUCUGCCCCACAGAAAUAAAAUAGCAGGCCUCCCACUCAGUAUUUGUGCCCUUUUCCAGAUAACUUUGUUUUCUCAUUAAAAUCAU
Molecule: messenger RNA, 779 nt
Organism: Candoia aspera
Lineage: Eukaryota; Metazoa; Chordata; Lepidosauria; Squamata; Candoiidae
Product: cysteine-rich venom protein kaouthin-2-like
Exons: 7
Coding region: 1-717 (238 amino acids)
Cellular component (GO): extracellular region
Source: RefSeq, a predicted model, not a curated record